GCCGCCACCGCCUGCGGGAGACGGGAGGCCGGUGGGGACUACGCCUCCCAGGGCGCACCGCGCGGCGCGCUGUAUGCUGGGACCUGUAGUUUUCCUGAGGUGGGGGCGUGGCGGGUCCCGCGCUGUGGCGGCGGGAGACCGGCGGCGGCGGGUAGCAACGGCCCACGCUGUGGUGCUUGCGGGGGCCGGUGGCGGUUGCGGAGCACAGGAAGGCGGAGCCGGGUCCGGACUGCUGUUAUCCACCGGCUGCUUCCCCGGGAGCCGGCGGCGUCCUCAUGCGGGCGCCCCGCGGGGAACCCGCCCUGGAAGAGUCCCUGGAGCGGUACCAGAGGCGGCUCCGAGAACGUGCUAGUGAAAGCAUCCAUCAACUGAAAUAUGCCUUAGAGGAAAGACAGUUUGCAGAGGAUGAGGGUGAAGCUGGAUUUGACCAGUGCUUCGUGGACAGGGGCAAUGAUGGCAGCAGGAAUGCAGCCUGGCAGGAACUGCGGCACAGUCACGCAGUUAAUCAACUUAAAAUUUUGUUGCAACAUCAAGAAGGAAUGGAAAGUGAAGUCACUCCAUCAAGGAAGAUGUCAUUCUGCAAACCGCCAGAAGGUGCAACUGGAGACUUACCAGCCCUUUCUGAUCUCGUUCCUAUAAUCAAUGACCAGUCACAGUACAUUAACCAUUUAGAAGCAGAAGUGAAGUUUUGCAAGGAGGAAUUGUCUGGGAUGAAAGAUCGAGUACAAGUAGUUGUACUUGAAAAUGAGGAGCUCCAUCAGAAACUGAAAUUCUUAACUGCAGAACGUAUGAUGAGAGAACAAACUCUUCUAGAUGCCUCGGCAAAUACACAGAGCUCCUGGCCUGUAGGUGGUAAUGACUGUAGCGUACAUCAGCCUGUCACCUCAUCACCAGCACAUAACAAAGAUCAGGCUUUUGUUACAGCAGCGGUUGGAGAAAUAGAAAAAUGGCAUGUAGAACUGGAGAAACUAAAACUUCUUUAUCAAGAAAAAGUCAAUAUCCUUGAUGCUCAAAUACAGUCUCUAAGAAAAGACCUUGCAGAAUCUCAGAAGACAUGCAAAGAUUUGGAAGGAAGGCUAAAACACCAGAAGUCACUUGUUUCAGCCACGAAUUUGAGCCGGGUUGGUGGUCUGUGUCUGAAAUGUGCACAACAUGAGGCAGUUCUUGCACAGACUCAUUCUAAUGUUCACAUGCAGACCAUCGAGAGGGUGACAAAAGAAAGAGAUGAUUUGAUGGAUGCACUUGUUUCACUGAGACGAAACAUGAAAGAGAUGCAGCAAAGAGAAUCUAGUGCUUGUGAGCAAGUUAAACAAGCUGUGCAAAUGGCAGAAGAGGCUGAUUUAGAAAAAACAAAGGCUCUAGUCCAGUGUGAGCAGCUGAAAAGUGAGAUGGAACGGCAAAAGAAUCGUCUUGAAAGGGAGUUAGCUGCCCAGCUAAAUAAGAGGACUGACGAAAAAGAAGCACUGCGGGAAGAAAUGAAGAAGGAAAGGGAGGACUUGGCAGCAAUGGUGAUGGCCAUGUCUGAGAAUGUGGCCAUGUUGGAGGCUCAGGUAGAGAGAAUUACAAGGGAAAAAAACUCUCUGGCUAACCAGUUAGAAGAAUCACAACAUCAGCUUGCAUCUCAUGAAAUGGAGACGAAUAAGGUGUGUGGAGAAAUGCGCUAUCAGUUGAAUCAAACCAAAAUGAAGAAGGAUGAGGCAGAAAAGGAGCUCAGAGAGUACAGAACAAAAACUAUAAGGGAGCUUGAAAUUAAGGACCAGAAAAUAGAAAAACUGGGAUUAGAGCUGAAUGGAAACAAACAGCGUCUGGAACAAGCCCAGCAGGAUGUGACAGGAGCCAGAGAGGAGUGCCUAAAACUGACAGAACUGCUGAGUAAAUCUGAGCACCAACUGCACCUCACCAGGUUGGAGAAGGAGAGCAUUCAGCAAAGCAUUAGCAAUGAAGCAAAGGCCCGAGCCCUUCAGGCCCAGCAAAGAGAGCAGGAGCUGACACAGAAGAUGCAGCAAAUGGAGGCCCAGCAUGAGAAAACUGUAAAUGAACUGGAUUGCUUGCUGACCUCCCAGAAUACAUUCAUAGCAAAACUAAAGGAAGAAUGUUGUUUGUUGGCAAGGAAGUUGGAACAAAUGUCAGAAAAAUACAGAUCUGAAGUCAACCAGCUUAGUCAGGAAAAAGAGUAUCUUCAUGGCAGAUUGGAGAAGAUGCAGAAACGGAAUGAUGAAUUGGACCAACAGUGUAUCCAGCAUGGGAGAAUGCAUGAGAGGAUGAAGUCGAGGUUACAGCAGCUUGACAAGCACUGCCAGGCCACUGCCCAGCAGUUAGUGGAGCUGCUCAACAAACAGAAUCAGCUCUUCAAAGAGAAGCAGCUGCUUACAGAAGAGGUGCAGUUUCUGCGAACGCAGGAAAAAAAAUGGGAUGCAGAUCUCAAACAGGACACAGAUGGAAUCAAGUAAAAACCUGGAUGGAUGAAGAGAAAUGAGCAGAACUCUGCUCUGCACCCGGCGGAAGCUCGGGCUCGUCUGAUGCUCACCCAAAGACACCUCUGCAGAAAACACUUGCUGGCUCAUUUCAACUGGUUCCUAUUUAACUACUGAAUCAUAAAUAUUUUGAAGCAUUAUCAGCC
Chroicocephalus ridibundus (black-headed gull) is the source of this 2620-nucleotide messenger RNA. RefSeq names its product SHH signaling and ciliogenesis regulator SDCCAG8 (gene SDCCAG8). The record is from RefSeq and is a predicted model, not a curated record. The coding region runs from base 276 to 2450 and encodes 724 amino acids. The transcript has 19 exons. Gene Ontology annotation, biological process: neuron migration; establishment of cell polarity; tube formation. Lineage: Eukaryota; Metazoa; Chordata; Aves; Charadriiformes; Laridae. Gene Ontology annotation, cellular component: centriole; centrosome.